Messenger RNA from Tripterygium wilfordii, 754 nucleotides. Its product is annotated as 60S ribosomal protein L27a-3. Gene Ontology annotation, biological process: translation. NCBI's taxonomy places the organism in Eukaryota, Viridiplantae, Streptophyta, Magnoliopsida, Celastrales, Celastraceae. The record is from RefSeq and is a predicted model, not a curated record. Gene Ontology annotation, molecular function: structural constituent of ribosome. Gene Ontology annotation, cellular component: cytosolic large ribosomal subunit; ribosome.
ACCUAUCCCAGCUUUUCAGUUUUCCCCGUGAAAUAAAUUCCGCAAACCCUAAUUUCCCACUUCUCCCUUUCCCCAUGAUCUGCCGCUCCUGAAUCCAACAGAUCAAACCUACCAUCUCCAAGAAUGACAACCAGGCUCAGGAAGAACCGAAAGAAGCGUGGCCAUGUGAGCGCAGGCCACGGUCGUAUUGGAAAGCACCGAAAGCAUCCUGGAGGUCGAGGUAAUGCCGGAGGAAUGCACCACCACCGUAUCAUGUUCGACAAGUACCAUCCUGGUUAUUUCGGUAAAGUAGGUAUGCGCUGUAACAAGUUCUACUGCCCGAUCACCAACGUCGAUAAGCUCUGGUCGAUGGUACCCCAAGACAUCAAGGAAUAGGCAUCCAAGGAUAAUGUGCCCAUGCUUGAUGUUACUCAAUUCGGGUACUUUAAGGUGUUGGGGAAGGGAGUCUUGCCGGAAAACAAGCCGAUCGUAGUGAAGGCCAAGCUCAUUUCCAAGAUUGCCGAGAAGAAGAUUAAGGAGAAUGGCGGAGCUGUGGUGCUUGCUGCUUAGGUUCGGCGCCUGAUUUUUGUGUAAGGUUUCAUAUUUCCGCUUUUUUGAGUAUAUCAAGACAUUUUUCUUGUGGUAGCUGGCUGUUUAGGGAUCACUGUUACGGGAUGGAUCUUUUAUCAUGUUUUUUUUUUUAUGGCAAAGAUUAUAUGUUUUUGCUAAUCAUGUUUUUGUGGAGUCUGAUAUGAGUUGAUUGUUCCUUGGUUUA